AUUUUUUUAUUCGUAUAUAGGCGAUGAGUUUGAAAACACACAUACAUACAUCUCUACGUUGAAGUGGCAACGUAAAAAAGUUCUUUCAUUUCAAAUAACUAAUGUUUGGUGAUAUUUCACAGAAAAAUUUAAAAUGCCCAUUUCUCUAAUCUACAUUAUUUUAUUACCUUUAGUAUUUUAUCUCAUAAAUAAGAUAUAUGCAUUAUACAUUUAUAUCAAAAACUAUGUAAUUGUGCAAAAGUUACCAGGACCUCCCAGGGGUGGCAUCAUAAUGGGGAAUUCAGCAGGCUUUGGAAAGACGGCAGAAGCGGUGUUUCAAAGCGUCACUCAAGCUGCAAAAGAAUUUUAUCCAAUUUAUUCGGUAUAUGCAGUACAUUUAACUUCAGUCUGCAUUCUCUCGCCAGAAGAUUGCGAGUUAGUACUCUCUAAUCCCAUUCACAACGAAAAAGGAUUUAUUUACAAACUAAUUCAAAAAUGGCUACAAUUUGGACUUUUAACUAGCUUUGGGGCGAAAUGGCAAACUAGAAGAAGAAUUCUAACACCAGCCUUCCACUUCAGUAUUCUUCAACAGUUUGUUUCGGUUUUCAAUGAACAAGCAGAACAACUCGUAGAAAUACUGAGUGAAGAAUGUAGCAAAUCAUACGUCAAAGUGAAUUCCGUUUUAGCGCAGUUCACCUUAAAAACAAUAUCUGAAACAGCGAUGGGUAUCAAACUCGAGUUUAAAAAUAAAAAAGAUCAAGCUUAUAAAAAAGCGGUUCAUGAUAUUGGCGAAAUGUUUGCUUAUAGAGUCAUACAUCCAUGGUGUUUCGGAGAGAUUGGUAAUCUUAUAUUCAAUUCUUCAUUCUUUAAAGAACGUAAGACUGUAAAAAUUUUGCACGAAUUUACUAGAGAGGUGAUUGAGGAGAAAGAGAAAAACUUCGUGGAUACUGAUUUACCGAAAGAAGAGCAUGACGUGUAUAAAGGAAAAAAGAGGUUAGCUAUGUUAGAUCUUCUACUAUCGGCCAAAAAAAAUGAAGGAAUUAUUGACAACGAGGGUAUCAGAGAAGAAGUUGACACUUUUAUGUUUGAAGGACAUGAUACAACAACUACGGCUCUAAGUUUCAUGUUGAUGCUUCUAGCCAAUAAUAAAGAUGUGCAAGAAUGCAUCUACUCCGAAUUGGUUGAAAUUUUUGGAGACUUGAAUAAAAAACCGACUUACAACGAACUGCAAAAUUUGAAAUAUUUGGAGCGUUGCAUUAAAGAGAGUCUUCGGUUGUAUCCUAGCGUCUUUUUCAUUUCUAGAAAUUUAGGAGAAGAUUUAAAAACGGCAAGUGGAUAUUUACUUCCCAAGGGUACUCAAGUAUUCGUGCACAUUUAUGCGAUGCAUCGAAAUCCCGAUCUUUAUCCUGAUCCUGAAAAAUUCGACCCUGACAGAUUCCUGCCAGAGAAUUGUCAACACAGACAUCCUUACACAUAUAUACCAUUCAGUGCGGGAUCACGAAAUUGCAUUGGACAAAAAUUUGCCAUUUUAGAGAUGAAGGUUGCUCUGUGCGCCAUUUUGAGAAAAUUUUUCUUAGAACCAGUCGAUACUCCACAAUCUAUUGUCCCUAUUGUAGACAUUAUUCUCAGAACUAAGGAUGAGAUUAAAGUAAAAUUUGUUCCACGUGAUUAAUAAUAAUCUUUAAUAUCCUAAUCAAUUUUGUACAUUAGUUGUAGGAACACUGAAAUAGGGAAAUAAAUAUUUAUAU
Zophobas morio is the source of this 1727-nucleotide messenger RNA. RefSeq names its product cytochrome P450 4C1-like. NCBI's taxonomy places the organism in Eukaryota, Metazoa, Arthropoda, Insecta, Coleoptera, Tenebrionidae. The transcript has 5 exons. Gene Ontology annotation, molecular function: iron ion binding; monooxygenase activity; heme binding. The coding region runs from base 134 to 1651 and encodes 505 amino acids. The record is from RefSeq and is a predicted model, not a curated record.